AUGGCGCUGCUCAAAGUCACGUUCGACCAGAAGAAGCGGGUCAAGUUGGCCCAAGGGCUCUGGCUCAUGAACUGGCUGUCGGUGCUGGCUGGCAUCGUCCUCUUCAGCCUGGGGCUGUUCCUGAAGAUCGAGCUGCGGAAGCGGAGCGAGGUGAUGAACCACUCGGAGAGCCAUUUCGUGCCCAACUCCUUGAUCAGCAUGGGGCUGCUGUCCUGCGUCUUUAACUCGCUGGCCGGCAAGAUCUGCUACGACGCCCUGGAUCCCGCCAAGUACGCCAAGUGGAAGCCCUGGCUGAAGCCGUACCUGGCUGUUUGCGUACUCUUCAACGUGGCCCUCUUCCUCGUGGCCCUCUGUUGCUUCCUGCUGCGGGGCUCCCUGGAGAGCACCCUGGCGCAGGGACUCAAGAGCGGCAUGAAGUACUACCGCGACACGGACACCCCCGGCCGCUGCUUCAUGAAGAAGACCAUCGACAUGCUGCAGAUCGAGUUCAAGUGCUGUGGCAACAACGGCUUCCGGGACUGGUUUGAGAUUCAGUGGAUCAGCAACCGCUACCUGGACUUUUCCUCCAAAGAAGUCAAAGACCGCAUUAAGAGCAACGUGGACGGGCGCUACCUGGUGGACGGGGUCCCCUUCAGCUGCUGCAACCCCAACUCUCCCCGGCCCUGCAUCCAGUACCAGCUCACCAACAACUCGGCGCACUACAGCUACGACCACCAGACAGAGGAGCUCAACCUGUGGGUGCGCGGCUGCCGGGACGCCCUCCUCAGCUACUACAGCAGCCUCAUGAACUCCAUGGGUGUCGUCACGCUGUUUGUCUGGCUCUUUGAGGUGACCAUCACAGUUGGGCUACGCUACCUGCACACAGCACUGGAAGGCGUGUCCAGCAUGGAGGAGGCCGAAGGCGAGAGCGAGGGCUGGCUAUUGGAGAAGAGCGUGCCCGAGACCUGGAAGGCCUUCCUGGAGAGCUUGAAAAAGCUGGGCAAGGGCAACCAGGUGGAGGCCGGGGGUGCAGACGCGGGCCAGGCCCCAGAGGCGGGCUGAUGGCCCCGGGCCCCCCCCUCCUGAACUCUGUGUAGCGGACUCCAGGAAACGCGGACCUCCCCCUUUGCCCAACUGUGGAAGUCCGACCUGCCCACGCAGGCUGCCCUCCUACACUGUGCUCGGUGGUGGGUUUAAAGAGUAGGGUCCCUGAAAUGUUUGUUGAAUGCCUGACUCCAGAGGUGGGUGAGCCAGCCCCUCCCGCCCACGCUCUGGGUCGUGCAGCUUCCAGGUGGAUCUGGGGUGCUGAGCAAGGGUGAGCCCAGGACCUGCGUCUCAGCUCCUGAAUUCAGUUCCACCCGAGACUACUGGCUCCUCCCCAAGGCUGCCCUCCUUAGUGCUUACCUAAGUUGCUUCUUUCCGCUUUGUUCUAUAUCCCAAGCGUCACCAGGGAAUUAGAAAAAGGUAAUGGCCGUGCUGAUUUUUCUUUUUGCCCUGUUUAAUGCCAAGAUGGACAGGCCGGCCGUUCUGCUUGCUGUGUCACAAGGUGGGGGCAGUUAAACUUUCCUAAGGAUAAUGGACUCUUCCAAAACACUGCAGACUCCGCACAGGAAUUCUCUAAUAGUAGAGCAAGAGAAUUUCUGGGCAGGAGAUCAUGUCCCUGGCACCCCCCCCCCAAAAAAAAAAAAAGUUGUGUCAUGUUCGCAUGCUCUCGGUCACCGAGCAAGCCCAGAGUGAGCCUUGGCGCCCGUCUGGGGAAGCCCCAUGUAGGACACUGCUGUGCUGGGAUGAGGAGCAGUGAUCCAACAAGAGUCUAACCUCUGGGGACCCCUCGCCGACAACACUCUCUUCAGUGGAGGGCAAGGGGUCCUCAGGGCCUCAGGGAGUAAGUUCCCACCCCACCCCCACCCCAGAGACCCACCCUGCAAAGCGCUGUUCCCGGGGUGUGUCUGCAUCAGAUUUGUGGCCAGCCCAUCUUCCUGAGAAGUUCCAUCUCCUUUAGGAGGGAGAAAAAGGAAGCUUUCAGGGGCAGACAGACUGGUUUCACUGGCAUCCCAGGCCCCUGCUGGUCAGACUGGCUCCUUCCUGCCUGGCUGGAGGCCGAAUACAGGGGCAGCCCUACCUCCCCUCGGCCCUGACUGACUCUGGGUUUACUGCUGUCCUAAGAAUUUCAGUAUAGAGAAAAUAAGGCUUUUGGUGCUGCCUAGGGGACAUUCCCGGCUCUAAUUCUCCCAGAAGGACAUUUGGACACCCAUCGGACUCUCGUCCCAGGUAGAAAGAGACAUCUGAGUGUCCUUGAGACGAAGGAAUGACCCGGAUGGGAAAUGCUGAGUCAGCCAUCUCUGACUCCUCCCCCGCCGCUCUCGGGAGCUCUGAGAACUAUGGUGGAAGAGCUGCCCUAGGCCCACGUGUGUAACUGUGCCCCAACAGCUGUAUGGCAGAUAUUAAACAUUACACUGCACGAAAAA
Molecule: messenger RNA, 2447 nt
Organism: Oryctolagus cuniculus (rabbit)
Lineage: Eukaryota; Metazoa; Chordata; Mammalia; Lagomorpha; Leporidae
Gene: PRPH2
Product: peripherin 2
Biological process (GO): visual perception
Cellular component (GO): plasma membrane
Source: RefSeq, a predicted model, not a curated record